AUGGGCGACUCUGAUAGCAAGAAUGACUCUUCCGGCGGGUCCACACCGGCAACGACACAAGCGACACGCUCCCGGGCAGGGUGCUUAACUUGCCGCGCUCGGAAGCUGCGCUGUGACCGGAACGGACCCGAUGCCACAGGCUCCUCAUGCGGCAGAUGUGCCCGCCUCGGCGUGAAGUGCGUCUCGUCCAACAACGCCAGUCUGUCCCAAAAGGAGCGGAGGCAGCUCCAAGGAGAUGCCGCCCGGCGCCACGACCUGAACCAGGCCGGAUUUACGCGCCUCAGGACGGCUGCCAGCUGCCGUUACUGCCGGUCUCGGCGCCAGAAGUGCAGUGGAGACCGGCCGGCCUGCGCUCGGUGCCAGCAAAGCAAGCAGGAAUGCAUCUAUGAUCGCGGCAAGACCGAGGUCAAGACGAGCGAGUCGAUGUCACCCACAAACAUUGCCGUGACAGCGUCGGCCACGUCGGCUGUGAUGACUCUCCAGGCUGAAGGGAGCCCCCUAUCUACUUUGAGGAACUUUCAUGAUAAGGCCCUCAUCCGCAGCUUGGUGGAGGUGUUCUUCCACGAGAUAUCUCCGCUGCGCUGCUUUGGUUUUAUUCAUGAGCCAUCAUUCAUGCUCCGCAUGGACUACCUCCUCAGCAACGAUGACAAAGAUCCUCUCCUGAUGACCGUGUGUGCCCUUGCCAGCAGGGCCACCAACCAGCCACCCGAGAUCCGAGCACAAGGCGCGGCCUGGGCGCAGUGUGCACUGGUGAUGACGCGAAGCCAGGCACACAGGAUCAGUGUCAACAAUCUCAUGUGCCUGGUCUUGCUUCACGAAUACUUCGCGCGUGUUGAUGAGGUCAGCCAAUGCUUCAUCUUGGGCAGCCUAGCUUGCCGCCUUGCCCAGGCCCUACAACUCAAUGUUGAGUAUGACGAGGACUAUGAAUGUCGAUCAUCGGCCCUGUCGGCGACUGAAAAGGAAACGAGAAGACGUUUGAUGUGGGCUUGCUACAUUCUGGACUUUGCUUGUUCAGGAGGCCUCGAUCCUAUCAAAAUGUUCGAGGAGGAGGAUGUGUCGAUCCAGAUGCCCGCGGAUGAACAGGGCUUCUUCUACAGGACUGCAGGGAUGACUUCAUUCUUGAAGCCAAUCGGCCAGCUGGCACACCAGGACCACUUGGGCCUCGGUGUAAUCACUAGCAACGGGCCGCUCCUUGGAGGGUAUCGUGCUUACUACAUACACCUACUUGUCAUUCGUGAACGAACGAUCAGGUACCUCAAGAGGCGAGUCCAGGAGGAAGACCCUAGCGGUCCCAUGUCGCAGUACAAUCUACUUCUUUCUGAUCUUGAGCAGUGGCGAGCUUCGCUGCCCCAGAACCUUCGCUUGACCCCAGAGAUCAUCUACAUCCGCAAGUCACAAGGAGAGUUAUCCGCCCUGUUUGAUAUACAUACAGGCUACCACCAAUGUGGCUGUGAUCUCUACCGGGCCAUGAUUCCCGAACUUCAGCUGCCCCCCAAACGGCACAACAACAUGACAAUGACUGCAACCCCUGAGUUUCUGGCCGAGGGCAAGCGGAGGUGGUUUCGUCACGCGUGUGAGAUGACCAAAGUCUUUCGCCUUGCCAUAGAGCACGCUCCCAAAUCAAUGACGGAGCCAGGCUCCUCGAUUCACGCCUACACAGCCAUCCGCACCAAGCUCUACUAUCAGCUCUACAUCAUGACGAACAAAGAGCGCCAGACGCAGUCAGCUGCAGUAGAAGAGAGCAUCCAGACAGACUUGGAGUAUCUACGACUCAUGACCGAGCUGCAUCCGUCUGCGGGUAUGACACUUGCCUGCUCCGAGGAGCUCGUCCGCACACUCGACCCCCGCAGCGGCGGUACCAACCCUGCUGAAGAAGGGCCGUCGACAGUCGACACGCCGGUCAACACGGCAAGCCCCCAUCACAGUGCUGGUACGCGCAGUGACGCCGGCGGGAGCGCCGUGGUCGUCGACCUGGCACCCACCUCGAACCCCUCCCCGGCCGUGAACCUCAACGGCUCGCAACCGUACAGCGACACGUCGGGACGCCCACACACGGCCCCACAGGUGUCGGUCGACGUGAUCCUACACCCGCUCGCGCCGUUCCGGGUCCUGCGAGCGAAGCUGUCCGAGAAGCACACGCCGGAGAAGAUGCGCGGCAGCACGCUGUCGCUCAACGGGGACGAGGCAGUGUCUCCCGGGCUAAACAUCGCGGCGCCGUUCUUGACCGCGCCGGCGGAGCUGCCGCAGCAACAGUUCUCGAAUGCUUUCUGGGGCUUGGACGAGAAUUCGUUUGCGUGGAUCAAUGCUGAUGUGCAGGACACUGACUUUAUGAUGUCGAAUGGCUGGUAUGCAUGA
Messenger RNA from Thyridium curvatum, 2355 nucleotides. RefSeq lists its product as uncharacterized. NCBI's taxonomy places the organism in Eukaryota, Fungi, Ascomycota, Sordariomycetes, Thyridiales, Thyridiaceae. The record is from RefSeq and is a predicted model, not a curated record. The transcript has a single exon. Gene Ontology annotation, cellular component: nucleus. Gene Ontology annotation, biological process: DNA-templated transcription; regulation of DNA-templated transcription. Gene Ontology annotation, molecular function: DNA-binding transcription factor activity, RNA polymerase II-specific; DNA binding; zinc ion binding. Bases 1 to 2355 code for a protein of 784 amino acids.